Molecule: messenger RNA, 1510 nt
Organism: Saccostrea echinata
Lineage: Eukaryota; Metazoa; Mollusca; Bivalvia; Ostreida; Ostreidae
Product: forkhead box protein E1-like
Exons: 1
Coding region: 163-1341 (392 amino acids)
Biological process (GO): cell differentiation; regulation of transcription by RNA polymerase II; anatomical structure morphogenesis
Molecular function (GO): RNA polymerase II cis-regulatory region sequence-specific DNA binding; DNA-binding transcription factor activity, RNA polymerase II-specific
Source: RefSeq, a predicted model, not a curated record
UCGUUUUGUUUUUUGAAAGUUCUGUAUCAGACAAAAGCCAUUUUUGGUCUGACGGUAGCUGAGUUACUCAUGUCGGAUUUAUAGGGAAAAGUGCUUCAAAAUACAUAGUGCUAUCUAAACCAUUCUUCUUUGAGAAGUUGUAGUGUAUAGACGUAUUGGGUCAUGGAAGGAAACUAUUCACGAGAACUUUAUUCGAACACAUUUUCCGAGUAUAGUGAAAACUAUAGUCAUCUACAAGAUGGCGACACAGUAAACAUUCAAACAGAAAUGCAAGGAGGACAAAUGUAUAUUUUUCCCAAGAAUAUGAAGGAAGAAUUGCCUGAUAUCAAUGAGCCAGGGACGUCGCUAGAAGAAGACCUUGAGUGCAACAGUUCAGAGGGUAUGCAGUCUUCGGCGUUACAAGAACAGAACAUUGUCAGUGAUAACAGUAAAAAGUCUGGAUCUAGGAGAAGGAAACGCCCAAUUCCCAAAGGAAAACCCCCAUACAGUUAUAUUGCACUAAUCAGCAUGGCGAUAUGCAAUGCAGAGGAUAGAAAAAUGACUCUACACGACAUAUAUAAAUUCAUUAUGGACAAGUUUCCGUACUACAGGGACCAUCCCAACGCCAAAGGAUGGAAAGGGUCUAUUCGUCACAAUCUUGCUCUCAACGAGUGUUUCAUUAAACUGUCACGUCGCAGUGGAAUGAAGGGACAUGACUGGGCUAUCAAUCCGGACUACGAGGAUAUGUUUGACCACGGCAGUUUUCUCCGACGACGCUACAGAUUCAAAGAUGGGACUCGGAAGAAAUCUCGACUCGGCUCCACUCCCGGGACAUUGAAUACUUCUCUUCCUCACAUGGAUUACAUGAACAAUGAAAAUGUCCCUAACCGUUCAGGAAUUAUCAAACAGUUUCACCAAUCCAAACCAUUCCAUCAACUCAUGGAGGCGAAACAAAUGCCUCCAGUCACCCCGCUCUGGAACCCAUUUGUGGAGAGAUCGCCACCCCCACCUUAUCCGGACCUCAAAAGCCCACCUUCCUACGCUAACACAAGCAUGGAGUCCAACUCCCCGGUGUCAAAUGCGGACGGACACCUUAACUCUUCCGGAAACAGCGCCUCUCCAGAUACUCCGCGAUUCCCUCCUCCAGCCUACAACCAAAACAACGGAUUUUCCGGAUUAUGGACCCAUGGCCAGAACUUCUCUGCAGGGUGUGCGUUUCCUGCCUUUACAUUUCCACAAGCUUUAAAUGAAAAUACCCCUUAUCCAAUGAAUGUCAAUCCAGUCUGCCCCCCAACAAUGUAUCCCAAAUUCUUCAACUCAUGUCAAAAUGUACCAGACACUGCUCAGUGGUCUUCGAUAUGAACGUGAAUAAGUGGAAUUCCAGGCUGUCGAUUGGUUAAUUAAAACUUCUUUUUUUUCACAGAAAAAGGUGCUAUUCAUUUUAACCAAAUAUUUUAAACUUUGCAAAUGAGACACUUUUAUAUUGUAAAUAUGUUCUUUUAUUGACGAGAAAAAUAAAUUCUUAUAUUUC